Messenger RNA from Bursaphelenchus okinawaensis, 5725 nucleotides. The record is from the annotation of a GenBank genome assembly. Lineage: Eukaryota; Metazoa; Nematoda; Chromadorea; Rhabditida; Aphelenchoididae.
AUGUCGUCUGAAGAUGUAGAAGAAUGGAUACGGAAAAAUUGUUUAUGGUCGGAAUUGCCAGAGGGCAUUCAAUUAAUAUUGGGAGCUUCACAGAGAGAGUAUGAAAAGCGUGUUUUGGAUUACUCUAUUAGAAAUCAGCUCAAGCACGCUGGAAAUGUCGGUAUGUUUUUGUUACGUUAAUGAAAUGCUGUUAAGUCAGCUUUAAUUGUUUUUUAAAGUUAUUUAAUUUUUUUAGUCCGAACUGUCAAGAAAAAUCCAGAGGAAUACUACGAAUUGUUGUUGAAGGAAAGUCGCCAAAAACUAAUGUUGUUUCCAUAUCAUUUGAGCGAGUUUAUUGUGUUUGGGCUGAGAAUUACGCCGUUUCAGUAUUAUUUGGAGAUGAUUCAGGUAUGUAUAUCUUAUUUUAUUUUUAUUUGAGUUUAGGAUAUCAUGAGAGCCGAGAAAAGUUACGAUUCGUUACCUAAUUUUACUGCUGCUGAUGUAAUACGGUUACUGGGUAUUGGACGGAAUCAGUACAUUGACAUGAUGAACCAGACAAGAUCAUUUAAGAAGUUGUUUAGAAGAGGGAAAGGAAUCAAUGAAGUGUUACCUCAGAAGCCGGACGACAUUGUUGUAGAGCCGUUUUGGAUGGUGAGGCCGGGAUAUGUACUUGAAAAUGACAUCAAGGUAUGCUGAGAAUUUUGUUUUUUGUUAAGUGAUGUAUAUUUUUAGCUCUCAAGCACAUUUUUAAUGUUUAAAACAAUAAUUUUGAUUCUAUAAGGCACUGACUGUGGUAUUAAUACUUAAAAUUUAAUAAAUUAUUAAUAAGUGAUUUAGCAAUUGGAUAUUCACGAAAAGGAAAUAAUUGAUAAACUGGUUGACGGAGUUCCUUUAAUUGCCGGUUUACUGAACAAAACGUCAAUAUUAAGCUUGUUCAACAGAGGAUUGGUUUACUUUGAUGUGCCUGCGAAUGACAGCGACUAUGUUUAUGGUAAGUGUGUAUUUUUCUUGUUUCAAGGAAGUGGUAUAACACGGAUGUAAUUUUUUGGUGUUUAUUGUUUAUUUCAGUGCCUACUUUGGAUGGAUUUGUUAUGAACCGCGUACAAGGAGAUUAUUUUGAGAAGCUGCUGUACAAGGUUUUUGUUACAAUUGAUGGUCAGAUGAAUGUCAAAGAGGUAAUUUAAUGUUUACAUUUUUAAUAGAAUUGUAAUGUUUGAUAAACAUAAUAAAUUGUAAAUUUGUUUAGUGUUAAUUACUUACAUUACAACUUUUUAGCUUGCUGAUGUUAUUGGAGUAGACAUUGAGCUAGUGAAGACUGCUGUGUCAGCUUUUCUGCGACUUGGCUUUGCAAAGAAACGUACGACUGGACUAGAACAGACUCAGCUACAUGCAUCAUGGAGACUAGAUGAUUCUAAAGACGCUUCUGUCGUCUUCUCUAAAAGUAUGAUGGAGUUGACUAAUUCAACAAUGAAUGAUGAAGAUGAGGAUUUGGAUGCAUCAGAGGAAGAUGGAAGAAAGCUUUCAGCCGCUUCUGUAGUUACAUCGCCAUCUGUUAAUAGUGCACCAUUAAGUGAACUUAGCAUUAAUGGCACCAAACGGUUGGCAUUUCUGUUUGAUUCGUCUUUGACUGCGUUUUUGAUGAUGGGGAAUCUGUCGCCGAAACUGAAGAAUCACGCAGUAACCUUGUUUGAAGUAGGGAAACUGUCGGACGAAACCGUGGACAACUUUGUAGAUGAAUUAGGUAACAUUAACUUUUUUGCUGAAGGAGAAGCGCAACGAUAUUCUGAACAUGCGAAGACUUUGUUACACACGAUUAAGGCUUUGAAGGGAAAAGGAGAACUGGAUCUGAUUAGAGGAGAAAGUCUGUUCAGUCUUGAUGAAACGGCUCGAGAACGAGUGGUUAAGAAGGCUUACAAGUAUGUUAUAAUAUUUCUUAGUAAUUUUAUUCUUAUUGUUUUACUGUAAGAUUAAGUGUUUGUCUAUAGGAUGAGGUAUUGAAUGUUUAUUUUCAGGUUUAUCGUAUCAAUGGCACCACUGGGAGCUGAUGCAUGUGCCUUUAAACAAGUAAUAGUACCAUCAGUAGGAACUAGUGUAGUAGAACUGACAUCGCCAUGGUUUAGACUGUUUUUGUAUGAUAUUGUGAACGAAGGAACAGCAUCUAUGUUAAUUCCAAUGGGUAUCAGAGUGAAUGAGUUACCUGACUUAUUCUGGAAGAGUACAAGAGUUAUGUUAAGUGCUGCUACACAUGAGCCUAACAUUGUGAUGACAGAUGCUGUGUUGCCUGUGCUGAACGAUAUGCUGUUACAUUCUUCUGUGUUUCUUCAGGUUGGUUUUUUAUUUAUUUUUUAGUUUGAUAUGAUAAUAUUACGAAAUAAAAUUUACGCAUAAUUUAAUUUGAUAUUAUACGAAAAUUGUGGGUUUUUUUGUGAUUCUAAGUGUAAAAUUGAUAUCAUUGUAGGCCUACAGCGACAAAGUAGACGACUCUGAGAUUGUGAAUGUUUCUUUCCCAUUCACCGAGGAUGAAUUGAACGACGAUACCCACUUCUGCAAUCAUUCAGUCGUGUCAAAGCUAAAGGACGUUGUCAACUUGAACUUAAACACGGGAUAUCUUGUAUUUUUAAAAGUUAAAACAUCAACAGAUUCUACAGAGACAUCAGAAAGUGAGGAAGAGAAUCAGAUGGUAGAAAUGGCAUGUUCUACUGCUACUUUGAGGUCUUCAUUCAAUAACACGGUAACAAAAGAUCCCAAAAAGGUAGUUUCGAAGCGAGUAAAGCUGGUGAAACAGGAGAGCUUCGAGGACUAUGUUCUCUUCGAUUGUGUCUUUGGGAUUCCACUGUUCGAUGAGCGUUUGAAUUCAGAAGUGUGCAAACGGUUAAUAGAGAACAAUCUUUUUGACAAGUAAGUUGAUUACCUUUGUAUAAUCGUGUAGUUUAAUUUUUUGAUAGUAAUUUAUUUAAAAGUUGUUUAUAGUUGAGUUUUAAAGUUUAAUAUCAAUUUUGCUUUUCAAACAUGAAACUUGACAUGAAAUUCUCAAUUAUGAUUUAUAUCUUAUUCAUCUUUUUAGGAGUGAGGAAAUAAGCAAGCUGAAUCAAAGUCUAGUUCAGAAAAUUCAAAAUUUCGUCUACCAACUUCAAGUUCCAGGAUAUGAAGUAAGUUUUUUAAAUUUAAAUAAAAAAUUUGAGGUAUUCUUGUUGCGGUUGAAAUUUUCUGUUAAAGUGUCGUUUUGUUAAAUGUUCCGAUGCAAAAUAAUGAUGAUUAUUUAAAUUUUUAUCUAUUUUAGGAUCCAUUUGGACAAUCCGAUGCCAACUGUAUACCAUUGCCAACCCAGACGGUGUUUUUUGACGGUUCUACUGUUAGUCCGAUAGUGCUUUAAAUAUUUUUUUGGAUAGCUUUGAUUAGAUUUUUAUUUUAUAGGUAUUUAAAUUAUUAUAUAUUACCUAAAUUAUUUUGAUUUAUUACCUGAGGUGUUAAUAGUGCAAUUGUGAUAAGUUCUGGAUGUCUCGGAAAUAAUUUCACUUUUGAUGUGUCAACGAGUUCUCUAUGAUAAUAUUGACAGCUGUGUUCUAUUUAUAUUACGGGCUGUGUCUUGACUGUUUCUAAUAUAAGUUAUUAUUGUAUAAAUAAACGGUUAUGUUUUUGAAAGCAAUAUUGUUAUGUCGUUAAUACGAUUUAUAUACUUUUGGUGUGUUUUGAUUAUACUUUGAGGAUUUUCUCGUUUUUUAUGUUAAUUAUGUUGUUUUAGCAGAGUGGCCUUAUGGCCGACUCCAAUCGAACACGAAUCGUGUUCGGAGUCUUUCUACUUUUGAUUGUCAAUACCGUAUGGGUAAUCUCCGCUGAAGUCACAAAGGUAAAUGAACGUGCAUUAAAUUUACUUUAUUAUUGAUUUCACUCUGUUGUAUAAGUUAGUAAAUUAUUUGGACAUUGCUAAAAGUAAAUCAUGGUGUUUUUAUUAUGAUUAGUAAAUUCAAUCUGUUAUAACACCUAAUUUUAGUAUUUGUUUGCCGAUCUGAAGUUCAAAAGGCCGUUUUUCGUAACAUAUAUCAAGAGUUGUUUGUUUUCCAUAUUCUUAUUAAGAUACCUUAUAUGUGGCACACAACAGAGCAAGUCGGAUGAGGUAAGUUAAAGCUAUAUGCUUUGUGUUGAAAAACGUUUUACAGCUAAAUUUCUUUCUUGCUUAUGCUAAAAUGGUAUAUUUUCAGAAAGAUUACUCGCUUUUAAAGACCGAAAAUGAAACGGAUUCAGAGUUUGAAGCUGAAAGUUUGGUAGGUUUUGAAUGUAAAGUUGGAGUAAGACUUGACUUUUUUUUGAUAUUUCAAUAUUGAGGUCUAAAAGCAGUAGUAACAUGAGAAAGUUUUUGUUUUUUAUGGUACAUUUAUUAUAAAAUUUUGUUUCAGUCGAUGGGAGAAUUCGAGCCAGUUACGUUACCAUCAGAUUACGAUUCAGAAGAUCAGAUGAAGGGAAUGGAGGAAUCCAAAAAGAAAAGAAGAGUUAGAUUCAGCUUGUGGAGAGAGGUCAGAAGUCUGCCAGAAAGGAUUGCUUAUGAGGCCAAGAUGGCUAGGCUACCAUACAGGCCACCACCAAUCGGAUGUAACUGUAGAAUGUCAGCUCCUGUCAAGUAUACCUUGUACUUUGCUCCGUUGGUUAGUUUUUUUAGUUAUUUUUAGGUUUAAACGGUACCUAUACUAAACGGUUUAACGUUUUUGCUUCUUGAGAUUCUAGUUUUAUUGUUUUUAGUGGUUCGUCAGCUCAGUAACCUACCAAGCCUCCCUUCUGUUCUCUUCGGUCUCUUCAGUCAACAUGAUCUCUGCGUCUUCAUCUCUGUUUGUACUACUAUUAGGAGCAUUGUUUAGUCCGUAUCUGGAAGAUCGGUUUAGCUUUAUGAAGUUUGGCCUAGUCAUUUUGAAUUUGGCUGGAGUGGCAAUAGUUUCUCAGUUCUCAAGUGUUUGGACUGGCACGGUAUUAGCUGUGGUAUCAGCGUUUACAUAUGCAAUAUAUUUAACAGUCUUCACGGUGAUAAGUCGGAAGAACGACAAGAUUGAUAUGAAUCUUCUCUUUGGUAAGUACUCUUGUUAUAUGUCACAUGUUUAUAUGCAAAUUUAUGAUGUCUUCUUCAAUUACAUUUAGUGUUUAUAUUGAAUCUCAAAGAGUUAACUAGUCAUUUCAGGUGUAAUAGGAGUGUUUUCUCUCAUCAUAUGUACUCCCUUAAUGUUCGUAGUGCAUGUCACAGGUCUCGAACCUCAACUACCUCUACCAAAUGCACACGAGUUCACUGUAGUGUUAUUAAAUGGCAUGAUUGGAAGCGUAUUGACCGAUUAUUUGUGGUUAUAUGCGACUUUAAUGACCAAUUCCUUGAUAUCAUCGAUUUCGUUGACUUUAACUAUACCCAUGAGUUUGUUUGCUGACGCUAUCUUCAGGUUACAGUUCCCUGACGCUGCUCAGCUACUGGCUGCUGUACCUAUUAUGGCUGUGAGUUUAUCAUAAGGUUUUUGGUUUUAUUGAAAGGUGAUAUUAAGUCUGUUGCAUUAUAUUGUUGUAUGUUAUGUCACAUUAUAUUAUGUGUGAUCUGAAUUCAUUGUUUUAGUCGUUUAUUGGAGCUUCCUUAUUAUCACACUCUUCAAACGAUCGGUCAGAAGCUACUCGACGGUCUAAGUCUCCAGUCCCCAUCACGAAGCGUGGCGACGUCAGAUUCCGAAACAUGAAGUCGGACGAAAGCGAAAGACUCAUGGAACAGGACGAAAGCCUAUGA